This is a messenger RNA of Xyrauchen texanus (razorback sucker), 1137 nucleotides long. RefSeq names its product cAMP-regulated phosphoprotein 19-like. The record is from RefSeq and is a predicted model, not a curated record. Gene Ontology annotation, molecular function: protein phosphatase inhibitor activity. Gene Ontology annotation, cellular component: cytoplasm. The transcript is spliced from 3 exons. Lineage: Eukaryota; Metazoa; Chordata; Actinopteri; Cypriniformes; Catostomidae. The coding region runs from base 137 to 469 and encodes 110 amino acids.
GCAAAGAAGUCAUUUAGUAUUUUCUAGACAGCAGCCGCCUCAGAAGACAGACAACUAACAAUACCAACGGACAGCUCGUUCAGAGCGAAAGAAAGCAAAGCGUCGUCCUGUUUUGUUUUAGCAUUUAAUUUGCGUCAUGUCCAGUGAAGUGGAGGCGUGCACAGAAGAGCAGCAGGAGAUGCAUGACACGGUUGUGAGUCCAGAGAAAGCCGAGGAGGCCAAGCUGAAGCAACGUUACCCACAUUUGGGCACCAGGCCCGGUGGGUCAGAUCUCUUACGGAAAAGAUUACAGAAGGGGCAAAAAUACUUUGACUCGGGCGACUAUAACAUGGCCAAAGCCAAGAUGAAGAACAAACCUCUUCUGACAGCUGCGACAGAGAAGACUGAGAUAACCGGAGACCACAUUCCCACCCCUCAGGACCUGCCCCAAAGGAAGCAAUCUCUGGUGGCCAGCAAACUUGCAGUCUAAUGAAGACUGUUAAGACGUGACGCCAUUCCAGCUGUCUCCAACUUCAUUGUUUUUUUGUUUGUCUUUUGCCAUUGCCACCAUCUUACUAUUUUUGUCUUUGGUUGUAGAAAUACUCUCAAAAUAGCAUGUUUUGAUAAAAACAGAUGUGUUAACUGCUGAUGCCAUUGCACUUGGAUUUGACUGUACAGUCAGAUGAGUUUACAUCAUCCACGGCAAGGUUUAAACAUGGUUUUUGUAUUUUUUUUUUUUUGCAUUAGCAUAUUUUAGGGUUUUACACUUUCACCAGCUUUUUCAAUGCUUGGUUUGAAAUAUGUCCUAGGUGCUUGACAAAAUGGACUGGAGUUUAAACAAUCCACCUCUUCUAAUACCUCAAACGGUGCUUCUUAGAAGAAAAGAAAGGCCGGACCUCAUAAACAUUUGUCGGUUGAGCUGAAGAAAAGCUAAAAGCUCUUUCAUUUUUCACCUCUUACCUGUGAAUUCCAAAAAUGGCCUUGAAAUGUUGUUCUGUCUCUCUUGGGCGAAGUUUGACCACACUGAUGAGAGACUGUUGACCUCUCCCCUGGGUCGUUUAGGUUAUGUUCUCAGCACAACUUAAACGAUGAAUCUGAAAUGUACAAAUGUUUACUGUCACUCACAACUGUGCGAUUUGUUUUGUAAAUAAAAUACUU